UGCUGGAGCAGGUCCAUACCAUAAGGGGAGUGUCAUUAAUAACUAAUUACAGAGGGGUCAGACCAGCAACUUAUAAAGAGGACCCUCGCUGCAGGAGGACGGCACAUUUCCACCCAGCGGUCUAACGGGAAGGAAUAUCCACUUUGCAUUUAAAGACACUCAUAUCUGAACACGGCUUGCAAUAGUUUGCGAGAUGGGCUCGGUAUUACCUGCAGAGGCUUUAGCCCUGAAGUCUGGAUUUAAAUGCCAGAGUCGGUCCCUGUCUGAUAUUAUCACCUCGGACAUUCUGCACAGUUUCCUGUAUGGACGGUGGAGAAACGUGAUCGGAGAGCACCUGAUGGAGGAGAGGCAGAGCAGCAUCGGUCCCAAGACAGCCUUCACUGCUGAGGUCCUCGCGCAGUCGUUUGUUGGAGAGGUCCAGAAGCUGUCCAGCCUGGUGCUGCCCAGUGAGGUGAUCAUUGCCCAGAGCUCUAUACCUGGCGAGGGCCUGGGCAUCUUCUCCAAGACCUGGAUCAAGGCAGGCACAGAGAUGGGUCCAUUUACUGGCACGAUCAUCUCCCCUGAACACGUGGACCUGCUCAAGAACAACAACCUCAUGUGGGAGGUGUUCAACGAUGACGGCACAGUGCGCUACUUCAUUGAUGCCAGUCAGGAGGACCAUCGCAGCUGGAUGACCUACAUCAAGUGUGCCCGCAACGAGCAGGAGCAGAACCUGGAGGUGGUGCAGAUCGGCAGCAGCAUCUUCUACAGGGCUGUGGAGACUAUCCCUCCAGACCAGGAGCUGCUAGUGUGGUACGGUAACUCCCACAACACCUUCCUUGGUAUUCCUGGUGUUCCCGGUACAGAAGAAGAGCAUCAGAAAAAGAGCCGCAAUGAGGACUCCCACUCAUGUGACGGCUCUUCAUCUUGCUCCCCCUCCUCCUCCUCCUCUUCCUCGUCUGCGACGAGCCGCAUGCGUUGCGUGAUCUGCCACCGGGGCUUCAACUCGCGUAGUAACCUGCGCUCCCACAUGCGCAUCCACACCCUGGACAAGCCCUUUGUCUGCCGCUUCUGCAACCGGCGCUUCAGCCAGUCAUCCACCCUGCGCAACCACGUGCGACUGCACACCGGAGAGCGCCCCUACAAGUGCCACGUGUGCCAGAGCGCCUACUCCCAACUGGCAGGGCUGCGGGCACACCAGAAGAGUGCCAGGCACAGACCAGGGGCGGGGGGCGCAGACACUGCCUCCCAAAUCUCAUCUCCACCCCCACCGAUCAGCAGCCUGACCCAACACCAGGUCCCCCUGGUUCACCAUAUCCCCACCAUGGUGCUAUGAUAGCAGAGAGGAGAGAGAGACACUUGCUCAUGCAAACAACUCUGCACUUUACCUCUGCACACUUGAGCCACAGGUUGCGCUUCUCCCUCAUUCUCAGAGAGGCUACUGUUUGCUGGUGUGGCAGGCAUCGCUAUGACUUUGCAAUGGACCAGUGUAUGUCUGGGGGUACUAUGUCUGGUGGGUUGAGCUGAUAGUACAGGCGUUCUCAAAUACUUUUUUUACUGGUUGCCUUAUUUACAAUCGAGUCUGCUUAGACUUAUUGGGUAUUAUGUUUGUAAUGGUCACAAAAAAAUCAGAGUGUGUCAAAAACACUUUGUUGUUCCAAAGGAAACUGUUGUACUACUGCCGGUAUAGAGAAUCUGAACAAAGGACUGAAUGUUGGUUCCAAGAGUAGGCUAUUUUUAGGGUAACUGUCCAUUAUUCAUCUGUUUGUAUACUCGAUACAGUAUUGCCAGGAUGCAGCAUGUCAAAGGAAAUACUUUGCUAUUCUAGUUAAUAAUUCUGUUGGUCAAGACGAGUACUCUGUAUUUCAGAUAAGGAUGUUUUACCAUAACAGAUUUUAGUUUUUGGGUGGUUCCUUCAUGCUGUCAUUAAAUACAGUUAUCCUCACUUUACGUCCUGUCGUCGUAGGCCUUUCAACUCAGGAGGAAGGUUGUUUGAAAAAGUAAAGUAAAAAAGUUGAAUUCCAAUGACAUGUACAGUAUGUAGAAAUAGGUGUACAUUUAUUUCAAAAUUUUACACUGUACUAAAUUGUCCCUUUAUCUCUGUAUAUUAAUGUAAAGUGUUGUGUAAUUAUGAACUGUAUGUGAAUGUAAAUACGUGUGCUUUCCUUAUAUUCUAAAUAAAGAAUGAUAUUAAUA
Salmo salar (Atlantic salmon) is the source of this 2175-nucleotide messenger RNA. Its product is annotated as PR domain zinc finger protein 12. Gene Ontology annotation, cellular component: nucleus. The record is from RefSeq and is a predicted model, not a curated record. Lineage: Eukaryota; Metazoa; Chordata; Actinopteri; Salmoniformes; Salmonidae. Gene Ontology annotation, molecular function: histone methyltransferase binding. Gene Ontology annotation, biological process: regulation of gene expression; neurogenesis.